Vitis riparia (riverbank grape) is the source of this 4890-nucleotide messenger RNA. RefSeq names its product putative disease resistance protein At3g14460. The coding region runs from base 29 to 2041 and encodes 670 amino acids. The record is from RefSeq and is a predicted model, not a curated record. The transcript is spliced from 12 exons. NCBI's taxonomy places the organism in Eukaryota, Viridiplantae, Streptophyta, Magnoliopsida, Vitales, Vitaceae.
GGAUGGUUCAGGGAAUGAAAAGAAUCAAAUGGAUGUCCUUGACUCUCUACAACCAUGUUCGAAUCUGAACAAACUCUGCAUUCAGUUGUAUGGUGGUCCAGAAUUCCCACGUUGGAUAGGGGAUGCUUUGUUCUCUAAGAUGGUGGAUCUACGUCUCAUAGAUUGCAGAAAGUGCACGUCUUUACCAUGCUUGGGGCAGUUGCCAUCGCUCAAACAGUUGAGGAUCCAAGGAAUGGUUGGAGUAAAAAAAGUGGGUGCAGAGUUUUAUGGAGAGACUCGUGUUUCUGCAGGUAAGUUUUUCCCAUCACUAGAGUCUCUACAUUUUAAUAGCAUGUCAGAAUGGGAGCACUGGGAGGAUUGGUCUUCCUCAACAGAGUCAUUAUUCCCUUGCCUCCAUAAGCUUACAAUUGAGGAUUGCCCCAAAUUGAUUAUGAAACUACCCACUUACCUACCUUCUCUUACAAAGCUCUCUGUUCUCUUUUGUCCAAAAUUGGAGUCUCCACUUUCAAGACUUCCACUGCUGAAGGAAUUACGUGUAGGAAAAUGUAAUGAGGCGGUCUUGAGCAGUGGAAAUGACCUCACCUCACUCACCAAGUUAACAAUUUCUAGGAUUUCAGGGCUUAUCAAAUUGCAUGAAGGAUUUGUGCAAUUUUUGCAAGGGCUUCGGGUUUUGGAAGUAUCGGGAUGUGAAGAACUCGAAUAUUUGUGGGAGGAUGGUUUUGGAUCGGAAAACUCUCUUUCUCUUGAGAUUAGAGAUUGUGAUCAACUUGUAUCCUUGGGAUGCAAUCUUCAGUCUUUGGCAAUAAGUGGAUGUGAUAAACUAGAGAGGCUUCCAAAUGGAUGGCAGAGUCUAACAUGCCUUGAAGAAUUGGCAAUCAGCCAUUGUCCAAAGCUAGCGUCAUUUCCAGAUGUAGGUUUCCCACCAAUGCUGAGAAAUCUUAUUCUUGAGAAUUGUGAAAGCCUAAAGAGUCUACCUGAUGGCAUGAUGUUGAAGAUGAGGAACGACAGUACUGACAGCAACAACUUGUGCCUCCUUGAACGGCUAGUGAUAUACAGAUGUCCACCUCUCAUUUGCUUUCCAAAAGGGCAAUUACCCACCACCCUUAAGAGUCUAUGCAUAUUGUGUUGUGAAAAUCUCAAGUCUCUUCCAGAAGAAAUGAUGGACAUGUGUGCCCUUGAAUACUUAAGGCUAGAUACGUGUCCUUCUAUGAUUGGUUUUACGAGAGGUAGGUUACCCAUCACUCUCGAGGUACUCUACAUAAGUAAUUGUGAAAAGCUGGAGUCUCUACCAGAGGGAAUAAUGCACUACGAUUCCACAUAUGCUGCUGCUCUUCAAAGGCUGUUCAUCUCUCACUGUUCAUCUCUCACAUCCUUCCCAAGAGGCAAGUUUCCAUCCACCCUUGAGCGACUUCACAUUGGGGAUUGUGAACACCUCGAGUCAAUUUCAGAGGAGAUGUUUCACUCUACUAAUAAUUCACUUCAAUCUUUAACCCUCAGGAGGUAUCCUAAUCUCAAAACCCUACCAGAUUGCCUCAACACCCUCACAGAUCUACGUAUUGUAGAUUUUGAAAAUCUGGAAUUGUUGCUUCCUCAGAUAAAAAAGCUCACCCGUCUUACACGGCUCGAGAUCUCUAACUGCAAGAAUAUCAAGACCCCCCUAUCCCAAUGGGGCCUUUCCAGACUCACCUCUCUUAAAGACCUCUGGAUUAGUGGCAUGUUUCCAGAUGCAACUUCCUUUUCGGAUGACCCCCACUCGAUUCUUUUUCCUACAACUCUCACCUCCCUUAUCCUUUCAGAAUUCCAGAAUCUGGAAUCCCUAGCCUCCCUGUCUCUCCAAACCCUCACCUCUCUUGAAUAUCUAGUAAUCAAAAGUUGCCCUAAGCUCUGGUCGAUUUUGCCAAGGGAAGGACUAUUGCCUGACACCCUUUCACGACUGUAUGUGCGGCGUUGCCCACAUCUAACACAAAGGUACUCGAAGGAGGAAGGAGAUGAUUGGCCCAAGAUUGCCCACAUCCCCAGUGUAUCAAUAAAUAAGUUCUAAUGAGGUCAUUUACUGGAAAAACGGUGUCAAUUUGAGAAAGGGGAAGAAUGGCGUUAUAUAGAUCUCAUUCCUAAAAUAGUGAUCAAUGAAGUGCUAUUUUAAUCAAAGGGCCACUCCGCCAAUACACAGUCAGCUUGCACUGAUUGGGCGUCCAUGUAAAAUGUGCUCUAACCAAGUGGAUUUCUUCAAAAGGAAGUGGAAUAUGAAGAAAGGAUAGAUUGUUCAAAUUUUGCCUGUAGAGGAAGGGAGAUUGCUGGGUGCUCAACACUUGAUGCUCAUUGCUCUGUUCAAGAAGAAUAAGAAACUGAGAGGAUCAGUUUCAGCCAUGUCAGGACUCUAAUCCAUGGCAGGCUUUCUCUGAGGUAGGUGCCCAGACAACAAUAGCAAGUCUGUUAGGACCCGAAAUGGCCAUCACAACAAACCAGCCAUAGAAGCAACUUCUGGCCCUGAAACUUGGGGUUUUGGAACAGAGAGUUUUACAGCCACCCCUGGUGCCAGCUCUAAUAUUUCCAGACCCUCCAUUGGAGGCAAUAAUGCCCAGCUGUUUGUUGACUCAAAGAAGAUUGAGGGCAAGCUGGCUACUCAACCUGCUGGAUGGGCUGGUUUCUAACUUAUUUGGUGAUGUUAUAUCAUCCUGGGCACUUCUGGCCAUAAGAGAUGGGAAUAGGUAAAAAAGCAAAACAAAAAGGGAUUCAUGGCUUUCUGGGCAUGGUUAUGCUUGUAAGUAUUGAGUGUUUGCCUUAUGCAAUAGAAUACAACAUCUGCAUAUGUUCCCUGGUUUCCAUGGACUACUUACAAAUGUGUACUGUUCUGAAUGCCUCGAUUUUCAGGUCUUGAGCCCAAACAACAUCCACUGUCUCUUAAGACCAUAAAUGGUCAUCGUAACAUUUUAUUUGGUAUUGAAGUGGUGUCAGGUAGAGGGGUGGAUUCUUCAUCCAGAUCUAAAUGCAUUAGCUGGACAAUCGAAUGGCGGUUACUUAUCUAACAGAUGUUGUUUUACUAGACCAUGGAAUAAAAGAAAACUCAACCCUCUCAUCCGUAAUUCAGAACCAUCUAAAGCCUGGCCAUGGAAUAAGCUCAGCCUUUCUGUACAGAGAAGCUGGACUCUCUCAAAUUUUUGAUUUGUAAAUAUCCAAAGCUAUGAUUUCAAAAGUCAUUAAAUGUGCCAAUCCCCGUUGACCUCAAUCAGAGCUUAAGGAGUGUGUUAGACUGUUACCAUUGAUCACCUCAGUCCAAAAGGCAUUCCAUUCAGGGAAGAGGAAAUAGAAGAAAAUGGCAGCUCUUGAUGUAUUUUGAUUUUGAUCAAGGCUUUCUUGAUGUAUACUCUGAUGUUUUGCUCAAAUUAAUCCUGAUGAUUUUCUUGAUUGGGAAGGUGACUUUUCCUCCAAGGAAGAGGACAGAUUGUUAUGAUUUUGGCAGAGUUUUCCCAGUAAAGGAAUUGAAGGAAGGGGAGAUUCCUGGGUGCUGAACUAUUGAUGUUCAUUGCUCUGUUCAAGAAGAACAAGAAACUUUUCAGGAUAGUCAAAAGCAUAGGAAAAGCUGAAGCUGAAGAUACCAUGCACAAAAACAGGAGAGUUUCCAUUGAAACCAGUCCAAAUUAUGAUUGAACCUUGGCAUUGAGCUGAUGCUUCAUAACGUGUUAUUAUAAGAGACAUAGGCUGCUCGAGUUGUCUGAAUAUACCCCAUAGUCCCUCUGAUGCCUGUACACAAGUCCUUGGGCGCCUCCAGAAAGGAAGCUUGAUAAAGAGCCAUUGUGCAUAAAAAAAAAAAAAAAAAAACACCAGUAGUCAGUGUUCACCCUCAUGACAGUAACGCAGCAACUGUCCUUGAUUCUUAUGGUGAGUUUGGCCUAUCACAUUCACUUCUGCUUUGAAUUCUUUCUCAUCUUCUCCCACCACCUUCUCCAACUUCUUUUCAGCAACAGAAUUUCCAGAACCUGAUGGUAAUAUCCCUUUAUAGACAGUGUCAAAGGCUUCUACCAUCGCUUGUACUCAGGAUUCUGUGAUAAAGCUGCAGAUUUUUGAGGUUCAAGUGGUAGAAAACUAGAGAAAUUGCAGCCAGAGAAACGAAGAAGAAAAACGCAGAGGGGCCUAAGAGGACUGAGAGUAUUAGAAUUGCUUUAUUUUGGUUGCCUCUGCCUGAAGUUAGUUCACUGGACUUCAAUAUCUUGAUUAGAGCACUUCUGGAAACAUCAGUUUGAUCCAACCUCCCAUUUGAAAGAGGUAGUCUUUUCCUCCAACAGCUUCCAGUUCCAUUUGCAAACCUCAGGUCCUCAAAAAUAGCAACUGCACAGUAGGCUCCAACACCAAUCCCUGGGUUGGCAAUAUGGUAUUAGUUGGGUGCUUGAAGCUCUCCCAUAUACUGGUAUACAAUUUCCAUGUCCAAGCAUGGCACCAUGCACUGUUCGCUGCUCACAUUACCAGUCUUUGUCUUCAUCUCUUAGCCUCUGGAGAACAAGUUGUCCAUUGGUAGUAAGCUCAACUUUUGAUCCUCUUGGCACCGGUUAACUUCCAUUUGCAGUCCAGAUAGCAAGAAGGAUAUUGAUCCUUUUCACUUGGAGAGGGUCAGAAUCCAAAUGCAAAAUCACCAGAAGGCGAACCCAUGUGGAGUUGUCAUCAGAGACAUAGAGAGAUGAACCCAAGCUUAUAUUACUAUAAGCUUGGCUGAUGAGUAACAAGUAGAGGUAGAGAGACAAUGUAUGUAAGUUGGUAUGUGAAUAAUUGGCCACCCGACUGCUUUUCUCUGCAUGUUGAUUAAGUUGAAAGAGUCUAGUGAAUAUUAUUUUCUUCUAUAAUUGAACAUUCUCCUGUAAUUGAAUAGUGUGAAAGCAAUUUUUUCUUCUUCUUCAA